Notolabrus celidotus (New Zealand spotty) is the source of this 3310-nucleotide messenger RNA. It is a transcript of the gene aldh1l1, whose product is annotated as aldehyde dehydrogenase 1 family, member L1. NCBI's taxonomy places the organism in Eukaryota, Metazoa, Chordata, Actinopteri, Labriformes, Labridae. Gene Ontology annotation, molecular function: aldehyde dehydrogenase (NAD+) activity; formyltetrahydrofolate dehydrogenase activity. The record is from RefSeq and is a predicted model, not a curated record. Gene Ontology annotation, cellular component: cytoplasm. The coding region runs from base 151 to 2859 and encodes 902 amino acids. Gene Ontology annotation, biological process: one-carbon metabolic process; biosynthetic process; 10-formyltetrahydrofolate catabolic process. The transcript has 23 exons.
CUCGGCUUUAUUUCAAUGUUAUGUAAUUGGUUGAGCGGCAUGUGUGUCUGCUGGGAGGAAAUUAAACGCAACGAUCUCUGACUCAACUCUCUUUCCAGGCAAGCAGAGGAGCAGAGGGUCUGCAGGCGGGGAACACAUUGAGGCGUGAGGAUGAAGAUUGCAGUGAUUGGUCAGAGUCUGUUCGGCCAGGAGGUUUACAAGGAGCUGAGGAAGGACGGCCACACCAUCGUAGGAGUCUUCACCAUCCCCGACAAGGAUGGCAAGGCCGACCCGCUGGCCACUCAGGCAGAGAAGGAUGGUGUCCCAGUCUUCAAGUUCCCCCGCUGGCGUGUGAAGGGCCAGGCCAUCCCAGAGGUGGUGGCUAAGUACAAAGCCACCGGUGCUGAGCUCAACGUCCUGCCCUUCUGCUCCCAGUUUAUCCCCAUGGAGGUCAUCGACCACCCCAAACAUGGCUCCAUCAUCUACCACCCCUCCCUGCUGCCGCGCCACAGGGGAGCCUCUGCCAUCAACUGGACACUGAUCCACGGGGACAAGAAAGGCGGGUUCACAGUGUUCUGGGCUGAUGACGGACUGGACACUGGACCCAUCCUCCUGCAGAGAGAGUGUGAUGUUGAGCCCAACGACACCGUCAACACCAUCUACAAGAGGUUUCUCUUCCCAGAGGGAGUCAAAGGCACAGUGGACGCAGUGAGGCUGAUCGCUGAAGGGAAGGCACCAAAGAUCACACAGCCACAGGAGGGAGCCACAUACGAGUGCAUCCAGAAGAAAGACAACUCUAAGAUUGACUGGAACCAGUCUGCUGAGGCCAUCCACAACUGGAUCAGAGGGAACGACAAGGUCCCCGGUGCCUGGGCAGAAGUUGAUGGACAGAAAGUGACUUUCUAUGGCUCCAGUCUGGUGGAUAAUGGCACAGCAGCUAACGGUCAGCCGCUGGAAAUCCCUGGAGCCAGCAAGCCGGGCAUUGUCACCAAGACAGGCCUGGUGCUGUUUGGCAACGACGGCAAGUCGCUGUUGGUGAAGAACCUUCAGUUUGAGGACGGGAAGAUGAUUGCUGCAGCUCAGUACUUCAGUGCAGGGAGCAGUGCCGCCGUGGAGCUCACACAGGAGGAGAAAACAUUUGCUGAACAGAUGAGGGCAGUCUGGCAGAGUAUUCUGACCAACGUCAGUCAUAUUGAAGACUCCACUGACUUCUUCAAGUCUGGUGCUGCUUCUAUGGAUGUAGUCAGGCUUGUGGAGGAGGUGAAGCUGCGGGCAAGUACCUGCCAGCUGCAGAACGAGGACGUCUACAUGAACACAACUUUCCAGGAGUUCAUCCAGAUGUGUGUCCGGAAGCUGAGAGGAGAGGACGAUGAAGAGGAGUUAGUCGUUGACUAUGUGGAGAAAAGCAUCAACAACAUGACCAUAAAGAUGCCUCAUCAGCUGUUCGUCAAUGGAGAGUUCAUUGAUGCAGAAGGAGGAAAGACAUACAAGACCAUCAACCCCAACGAUGGCAUGGCCAUCUGUGACGUGUCUCUGGCUCAGAUAAGUGACGUGGAUAAGGCUGUGUCUGCUGCUAAGGAGGCUUUUGAAGAGGGGGAGUGGGGCAAGAUGAACCCCAGAGACAGAGGCAGACUUAUCUACAAGCUGGCUGACCUGAUGGAGGAGCACCAGGAGGAGCUGGCCACCAUUGAAUCCAUAGACUCUGGAGCUGUUUACACCCUGGCCCUUAAGACUCAUGUGGGCAUGUCCAUCCAGACCUUCCGCUACUUCGCUGGCUGGUGUGACAAGAUCCAAGGUAGCACCAUCCCCAUCAACCAGGCCAGGCCCAAUCGUAACCUCACCUUCACCAAGAAAGAGCCAAUAGGAGUGUGUGCCAUCGUGAUUCCCUGGAAUUACCCUCUGAUGAUGUUGGCCUGGAAGACAGCCGCCUGCCUGGCAGCUGGAAACACAGUCGUGCUCAAACCUGCUCAGGUAACUCCUCUGACAGCGCUGAAGUUUGCUGAGUUGGCAGCAAGAGCAGGACUGCCCAAAGGAGUGGUUAAUAUUCUGCCAGGAUCAGGUGCUCUGGUGGGUCAGCGUCUCUCUGACCAUCCUGAUGUCAGAAAGCUGGGCUUCACUGGUUCCACUGAGAUCGGUAAACACAUCAUGAAGAGCUGUGCAGUCAGUAACGUGAAGAAAGUUUCUCUGGAGCUGGGAGGGAAAUCUCCUCUCAUCAUUUUCGGUGACUGUGACAUGGACAAAGCUGUGCGGAUGGGCAUGAGUUCAGUGUUCUUCAACAAGGGUGAGAACUGCAUCGCAGCCGGUCGCCUGUUUGUGGAAGAAACCAUACAUGAUCAGUAUGUGAAAAGAGUGAUGGAGGAGGUGAAGAAGAUGAAGAUCGGUGAUCCACUGGACCGCUCCACAGACCACGGCCCUCAGAACCACAAGGCUCAUCUGGAUAAGCUGGUGGAGUAUUGUGAAACCGGCGUCAAAGAGGGGGCCACUCUGGUCUGUGGUGGCAAGCAGAUGCAGCGAGCAGGUUUCUUCUUUGAGCCCACUAUUUUCACUGACGUUGAAGACCACAUGUUCAUCGCUAUAGAGGAGUCCUUCGGGCCUAUCAUGAUCCUGUCCAAGUUUAAGAGCGGUGACGUGGACGAUGUGCUGAGGAGAGCCAACGCCACAGAGUAUGGCCUGGCGUCAGGUGUUUUCACAAAGGACAUCAGUAAAGCUCUGUACGUCAGUGAAAAGCUAAAUGCCGGCACAGUUUUUGUCAACACCUACAACAAGACUGAUGUGGCCUCGCCUUUUGGAGGCUUCAAACAGUCCGGCUUUGGGAAAGACCUGGGACAAGAAGCUCUCAAUGAAUACAUGAAGACGAAGGCAGUGACCAUCGAGUACUGAGUCGAACACCGGAGAGAGAAGCAGGAUGACGUUAGCUCCCAGCAAUGGAUGUGAAACAAGAGAGAGAAGAAAAGAGGGAUGCACAUGGUCAUGUGGAUGGAGUGAUGUUGUUUCAUCUCUGUUCUCUCAUUAGUGACUACUGACCGUAACACUGUAUCUUAACAUGAUGAGUGAUCACAUUAGCCUGUGAAAUUGUCCUAAAAUCUUAAUUUUUCAAUAACAUACUUCUAACCUAUUUUGUAACAAGUUUUAUUCUAACUAUGCAACAGAGGUAUGUUUAAAGGUAGCCCAAGUGAUAUCUGACACCGUUUUGUAAUCUCUGUCACAGAAUAUUUUUAACAGAUUGCAUCAUUUUCUAAUAUGGCUUACAUUAGGUCAGAAAAUCCCACUGAUAUGUAACAUUUCUCGUUACAGUUUUUGGUUAACAAUGAAAACAAGUUGAACACCCCUA